CAAAAAGCUGCUAACGUUCCUCUCGGAGAGAGUCUGUUUUCUGAUUUCACUGCUGCUCCAGAGACGGAAAAAGAGGUCCGAAAUAUGCUCACAGGAAGCGGGAUACCGGAGUGUUUGUGUUGACUCAGAAGAAGUUUUAACCGCGCUUUCACUGACCCAGACUGCACUCAUUUAAAACAAAACAAAACAGAAAAGAGACCAAGAAGAGCAACACAGGUGGAAGACAGCACGUUGAAACCAAAUCACACCGAGACAAACAUCCAGACCUUGCGUUCUCACCUGAUCAGGAGCAGACAGGUGAACAUGUCUGUGGAGACGUACUCUGCGCUGGAUGAAUCCUCCCUCCGAGCACUCCUGGAUGGGACCGUCGAUCUGGACGAGAGACGCCUUAUCCGUUCAGCCAUCCGGGAUUUAAGGAGGAGGGAGAUCGAGGACAUGGAGGCCGCUCUGGCCAGCAAGAGGUUUCGACCAACGCGCCUGAAGCAGCAGGAGGACAAGGAGAACCACCACAGGUCAGACACCAGCGACAACUUGGACGUGCUGUCACGCAAACUGCAGUCAAUUCAGGACAUUGAUGAGCUCACUAAAAUGCUCCGUGCUGCCAGCGAAUUCGAAGAGAGGAAGAUGAUCCGAGCAGCCAUCAGACAAAUCCGAGACGAACAGCAGCAAGGACCAGUGGAGUGUGGUAAAGCUUCUGGUCGCUACCUGGAGUCUGAGAGUGUGGAGCCCCAAAGCACCAUGGGAACUGGGGAGACAGAGCGUGAGAGCCACAGCGAGCGAGAGCGUGUCAGACCUCAGAUCCUGGAGUUACGCGGUCAGCAGACACAACAAAGCAGAGAGCUGCAGAGAAAAGGCUCAAACUCAGGUAUGGUGCUGGUUCUGGAUCACCUGGUGAAGGAUGAUGGCUCUGGACCUCUGCUGAUCCAGCCUCAGAGAGAGACAAUGACCACAGAGCCGGACCUGGUUCUGUCACAUCGUCAAAGAUCUGACUCCUCAGCUUCUGACCGCAGCGGGACCUCGGUUCUCUCCAGGUCUAACCUGGAUCCCGCAGUCUCGGAGAAGAGCCCGGGCUCGCCCUUCAGAGCCCGGCUUGACUCUGGAGCCUCAGACCGGAGCCAGAGUCCCUUCCAACGUGGUCGACUGGAUUCUGGAGCGUCAGAGCGAAGCAUUGGCUCUCUGUCCCACAUCAGACAGAGACUGGGCUCAGAUGUCUCUGAUUCUGGUGUCAGAUCCCGUAGGGGCUCUGGAGGUUCAGACAUCACCGGUCCAUUACUGAGGAAACGGACGGACUCAGGGACAUCUGAGCACAGCGUGAGCAUGUCGUCUGAGGAGAGGGGUCCGGCCGAGGAGGUGGAAGUAGCCAGCACAGAUUCAGAGACAGAGAGCCGAGGAAAAGGCCCAGGCAGCAUUAAAGUGCAGUUAAACCAGGAUCAGGACCGCAGUAUGGACCAGGAUCAGCCUGAUGGAGCGGUCUUAUCUCGCAGGGAUCCAGUGAACGGCAUACUUAACGGCAGCACCAAGGGAAAAAUCGACUUCCAGAAACCAAAGACUAUCAGUGAUCUGACACCCACUCAUGGAAAAACAAAGGAUUCUGCUCCAGAGAAGAAAGAUGUGACAGUGGAACAGUUCAACCGCACCAACUCAGUCCGUGAUCGAAUGCGAAAGUUCACAGAGCCGAGCCAGAGCCCAAACAUCCCUGCUCUGAAGAAGACUCCUCUGAGAAAUGGGACGACCCCCAGCAGCACAAAUCUAUCCAGAGCUGCAGGGCUGUUUACACACACACCAGCAUCCCUCAGCACAUCUGGAGCCGCGCCAGCGAGGCCGCAUGCGGACUCUCACACCUCUGCUGAAUCUCAGAGUCAGACCACGCCUCAGCCCAGAGGCACUCCUAACAAACCCCUGUCCGCUGCCGGCCAAUGGCAGAACUCGGUGGGCGGGACGAGGCAUCCAGCUGAAAAAGAUGUGCAUGCCUCCAGCAAGUCUAAGCAAGACAAGACCCCAGGGAGAGCAGCUGGACAGCAGGUCACCCAGGGAGAGGCAGACCCGGACAUGAAGACUUUCCUCACCAUUGAGAUCAAGGAUGGCCGCACCACGUCCUCUUCUACGGCAUCCCCCAGAGGCAACAUCGUCCCCAUCACCACCAUGACCCCUCGCAUCAACACCAAUGCUAUGGGACAGAGACAAGAGUUGACACUUGGCCUCAGAGCAACACCUUUCAAGAUCUCCUCAUCCAGCAUCUCCUCCGGAUCCUCCAUCAAGAUGGAGACUGAGCCGGUCGUGGCCUCUGUGCCCGUGUUUUCAGCUGGACCAUCGGUCACGGUUUCAUGUCACACCCCCGCCAUGCCCAAUGGCUCCAGCAGCAUUGAGGCCAAACCUGACGAACACUCUGGAAAGCUAACAGCUGAACAGCUGGCUGCCAUCGAGGAUGAAGAGCUCCUUGAUAAAAUGCUUGAUGACUCAAAAGACUUUGAGGAAAGAAAGAUGAUCCGUGCAGCCAUGAGGGAUCUUCGCAAGAAAAAGAGAGAGGCCAUGCUGGGAUGUACUCAAGAGGAAAUAGACCAGAGAGAAAAAGAGCGCGAGACCCGUCUGCAGGAGCUCAGGAACCAACGAGACGCACAGAAGAAUCGUGCUGGUGUCGGAGCAGGCGAGAUGGUGAUGAGGAAGGUGGAGAAGUCGGCAGACGGCUCCAGCCUCAGCCAAGUCACUAAAACAGACCGCUUCGCCCAGUCUGAUGAUGGGACCAUAUCAACACGCAGCACUAUGGUUGAGGCCAGUUAUGUGCAGAAAACAGACAGGGGGACGGUGCAGGCAAAGUCAUACAGCUACUCGUCCACGUCUUCCUCAUCUUCUAACACAACCAAAAAAGUGGGCAGUGUCUUUGAUCGGGAAGAUGAGACGUCAUCUCGCAGUGGUAGCAGUGGGUUAGCCGCUGUGGAGCGAAAGCAGGCGGAGAGACGUAAGGAGCUGAUGAGGGCUCAGACUCUACCCAAAACAUCCGCCAUGCAGGCCCGUAAAGCCAUGAUAGAAAAGCUGGAGAAAGAGGGAGGCGGCCCUGGAAAUCAGGCUGUCGCCAAGGUAAACAAGGUGCAGCGCUCCACCAGCUUUGGUGUACCCAAUGCAAACUCCAUAAAGCAGAUGCUGCUUGACUGGUGCCGCGCCAAGACACGCUCGUAUGAGCAUGUGGACAUCCAGAACUUCUCCUCCAGCUGGAGCGAUGGCAUGGCUUUUUGUGCCCUGGUGCACAAUUUCUUCCCUGAAGCCUUCGACUACGACAGCCUGAGCCCGAGCAACCGCAGACAAAACUUUGAGGUGGCCUUCAGCGCUGCAGAGACCCACGCCAACUGCAUGCCUCUGCUGGAGGUGGAGGACAUGAUGAUCAUGGGGAAAAAACCAGACUCCAAGUGUGUCUUCACCUACGUUCAGUCUCUGGUCAACCACCUGCGCAGGUACGAGAUGUCCAUGGGUCGACAGUGUGACCUUUGAACUGUGUACAGCAAGUGUUAGCCCCUCCUCUCCCCUCUCAUCUUCUCCUGACGACGUCCUGUGCUCUGAGGCUUUCUGACAGAGUUGCACAUCUCUGACGGACCAGUUUGGGACGCUGUGUGUUUUUGUUUAUUAUCUUUGUUGGCAGUGGUGAUGUGUUUUCAUGGUUUCAGUCCUUUUGUUCGCACCGACCACCUUUCUCUAGCGACAGAGCGCCAAAGUUUUUAAAAGACUUCCUUUAAAGCUUUAAGAUUUGACACCUUUUUUAUGAAGCUCCGCUUUAUUCCAGGUGGUAUCUAACACGCAUCAUCACAACGCUAGUGUGUGGAGACACAGCAGGAGAGAAAAAUGAUCUUAAUUCUUCUUUUAAAUUAUUUAAUCCUUAUUUUCUCUGCUACACUUUUGUAAAACAGGCUAUCAGCAGGCAUUAACUCCGCUAAGAAAGAAAAAUUUGAUGCAUCAUCUGGUCAUUUUGGUACUGCUUCUUUCUUUUAUACCAAACAUGGUUAAUUUAAGUGUUAGAACUAACUUAUUAUCUCAUCAUGAUAUAAUCAGACUUAUUUAGUAUUUAAUACAUGAGCACAGGGAUUUCUCUUAUUCUGUUGUUUAAAUAAUGGCUAUUUUUGCAGUCAUAUGCUGAGUUAUCUCACUUUUCUGAACCUCACAGUGCUACUGAGAAAAUUUUUAAGCAUUUAACCCUCCUGUUUUACUGUAUUUUUGGAGAAAGUGCUCAAAGUCCAUGUUUUUUAUUCAGGUGUAAAGGAAGCAAUGAGUGUGUUUACAUGGAGUAGAGUAUCUUGGAUUUAUAAAAACUGCAUGAACAAUGAUUCUCUGUGUACAUCCCAUGUGCAUGUUAUGCCCUGUAUAUGAUCCAAACUGGGAUAAAACUCAUAACGGAUACUCAGAUCCAUGUAAAAGCACUCAAUGAUGGUUGCAGUCAGUCAUACAGCUGAACUGCAUUUCUUUUUGUUUCUGACUAUUUAAAGGACAUUACAUGCCCUGCCGAACACAUUCACACACAGUUCUAUUAGAGAGCUCCCUAUUUAUGCCUGAGUAUUUUUUUUAAAUAUAAGAUUUUGUAUUUUGUUAGUGUAUAUGAUGCUUCUAAAAGUUCAGUUUAAAGUGAGCUCAAAGUUUUGUGAAACAGAGAGAAAUAAUGACAAAAUUGUAUAUUUUAGUUCAUGAAGCUAAGGAGAAUUUUUAAAUGAAGAUUUUUAUUCUGCUUGUAAAGUUAAGGUUCCUUUGAAAAGAUGUUUAAAAUCUGAUCAUUCAGAGACGAUUCCUUUCUUAAAGUUAGUCGAAUUAGAGAGAUUAUUUGAGAUUUAUUCCACCGCUGCCAACUGAGAAUCUUCCACGAAGCAGUGAGUGCUGUAUAUAAGAGCUUAGACACGUUCUGACUUCAUGUUUCUGUGCACCACAGUUCAUGUGAAUGGAAAUUAAAACCUAUUUGAGAAAUGAA
Cheilinus undulatus (humphead wrasse) is the source of this 4942-nucleotide messenger RNA. It is a transcript of the gene smtnb, whose product is annotated as smoothelin b. Gene Ontology annotation, cellular component: microtubule organizing center; filamentous actin. Gene Ontology annotation, molecular function: protein binding. The transcript has 20 exons. NCBI's taxonomy places the organism in Eukaryota, Metazoa, Chordata, Actinopteri, Labriformes, Labridae. Gene Ontology annotation, biological process: actin cytoskeleton organization. The coding region runs from base 304 to 3483 and encodes 1059 amino acids. The record is from RefSeq and is a predicted model, not a curated record.